AUGGCCGCUGGCGUGGCAACAUGGCUGCCAUUUGCCCGGGCGGCGGCAGUGGGCUGGCUGCCGCUGGCCAAGAAGACGAUGCCCAAACCGCCGGUGGACAAGUCAUCCAGAUCCGAUGAGAUCUUGUUUGUUAACGUCAGCGGGCUCAGGUUCCAGACAUGGAAGAACACUUUGGACCGAUACCCUGACACCCUGCUGGGCUCUUCAGAGAAGGAGUUUUUUUACAACGAGGACACUCAGGAGUAUUUUUUUGACCGAGACCCGGAGAUGUUUCGGCACAUUCUGAACUUCUACCGCACAGGGAAACUCCACUACCCAAAACACGAGUGCAUCCAGGCCUUCGAUGAGGAGCUGGCCUUUUACGGCAUUGUGCCCGAGAUCAUCGGAGACUGCUGCAUGGAGGAAUACCGGGACAGGAAAAAGGAGAAUCAGGAGCGUCUGGCGGAGGACACGGAGGCCAGUGAGGCGACGGAUGCCCCCCUACCUCCCAACAGCACCUCCCGAGAGCGUCUGUGGCGGGCGUUUGAAAACCCUCACACCUCCACCAUGGCCCUGGUCUUCUACUACGUCACCGGCUUCUUCAUCGCCGUCUCCGUCAUCGCCAAUGUGGUGGAGACGGUCCCCUGCCGGCCGCCGAAAGGCAGCGUCAAAGACCUGCCCUGCGGCGAGAAAUACUCGCUGGCGUUCUUCUGCAUGGACACGGCCUGCGUGCUUAUCUUCACCUUCGAGUAUCUGAUGCGCCUGUUCGCUGCGCCCAGCCGCUGUAAGUUCAUGCGCUCGGUGAUGUCGGUCAUCGACGUGGUCGCCAUCAUGCCCUACUACAUCGGCCUGGUCAUGCCCGAGAACGAGGACGUGAGCGGCGCCUUCGUCACCCUCCGUGUGUUCCGGGUCUUCCGCAUCUUCAAGUUCUCGCGCCACUCACAGGGCCUGAGGAUUCUGGGAUACACGCUGAAGAGCUGCGCCUCGGAGCUGGGCUUCCUCCUCUUCUCCCUCACCAUGGCCAUCAUCAUCUUCGCCACCGUCAUGUUCUAUGCCGAGAAGGGGACCAAGGGCUCCAGCUUCACCUCCAUCCCAGCCUCCUUCUGGUACACCAUCGUCACCAUGACAACACUGGGGUGA
This is a messenger RNA of Lampris incognitus (smalleye Pacific opah), 1119 nucleotides long. RefSeq names its product potassium voltage-gated channel, Shal-related subfamily, member 1 (gene kcnd1). Gene Ontology annotation, biological process: protein homooligomerization; potassium ion transmembrane transport. The record is from RefSeq and is a predicted model, not a curated record. Gene Ontology annotation, molecular function: A-type (transient outward) potassium channel activity; protein binding. NCBI's taxonomy places the organism in Eukaryota, Metazoa, Chordata, Actinopteri, Lampriformes, Lampridae. The transcript is spliced from 3 exons. Bases 1 to 1119 code for a protein of 372 amino acids. Gene Ontology annotation, cellular component: voltage-gated potassium channel complex; membrane.